Messenger RNA from Penicillium taxi, 3123 nucleotides. RefSeq lists its product as uncharacterized. Lineage: Eukaryota; Fungi; Ascomycota; Eurotiomycetes; Eurotiales; Aspergillaceae. The coding region runs from base 1 to 3123 and encodes 1040 amino acids. The record is from RefSeq and is a predicted model, not a curated record. Gene Ontology annotation, molecular function: small GTPase binding. Gene Ontology annotation, biological process: protein import into nucleus. The transcript is spliced from 2 exons. Gene Ontology annotation, cellular component: nuclear envelope; cytosol.
AUGGAGCAAGAACUCUUGUCGCUCCUGGCAAAUACCCAGUCAUCUGUAUCCCAGACGCGAAAUGCCGCCGAGAGUCAACUUCAACAGCUCUAUCCGAACGAAACCUUCCCCAUCUCCUUGACAGCUAUCGCUUCCCAUGAGUCUGUCCCGGUCAAUCUGCGUCAGUCCGCCAUUUCGGUCCUGCGUAAUUUCAUCAGCGAAGCAUGGUCCCCAAACCUGGACGAGUUCAAGGGUCAAAUCCUUGUAAACGACGCGAACAAGGCACAAAUUCGCCGCGCACUGGUCGAGCUUGCCACUACAACGGAAACACCAGAACGCAGAGUCAAAGCCUCCGCUAGUUAUGCCGUCAGCAAGAUUGCCAGUGCUGACUUCCCCGAUGAUUGGCCCGAACUGUUACCCUCGCUGUUGCAGAUCAUUAAUGACGCUUCCACCAGCGAUAUUGCAUUGCACGGCGCGUUGAAGGUAUUGCUGGAUCUCGUCGAUACUGGGUUUAGUGAUGAGCAAUUUUUUAAUGUCGCCCGCGAUCUCGUCUCUUCACUCUUCGCUGUGGCUACUUCCCAGUCACGGCGCCCGAUCUUGCGGGCACUCUCAGUUGCAGUCUUCCGGUCCUGCUUCGACACAUUGGAGAUGGUGAUGGAACAACACAAGGCGGCUAUCAAGCAGUUUGUGGAUGAGGUGCUGAGUGGAUGGUCGCCGUACUUCGUCGAGACCUUGAAGGCUCCCUUGCCCCAGCCCCCCACCGAGGAGGAAUACAACAAGUCGGGCGAGGUUGCAUCUCAAUGGCGUGGCGUCGUUGCCUUGAAAAUGCAGGUUGUCAAGACGCUUAUGAAGAUUCGCAUGGUCUUCCCUGGCCUCAUGACAGCCCUGAGCCCAGAAUUUUUUUCGGUUAUCUGGACUGAACUCAAUAACGCGCUCCCCAUCUUUUCGAAUUUCUUCGUUGAGAACGAACGCCAAAAUCGCCUGGAAGAUGCGGACGGGCUUCCUUACUCGCUUGAUCUCCUCGUCCUGGAAGAGCUGGACAUCAUCCAGACCCUUUUGAAGGCUCCCCCAGUGAAAGCAGAACUGCAACAACAACUUCAAAAUGCCGGCGCCGCUGCUACUUCGACUGGCUGGUUGCCUGAGAUCAUGAAACUUGCCUGCUCCUAUGCGCAGAUUACCGCCGAAGCAGAACUUCUGUGGGAAAUUGAUGUAAAUCUGUAUUUGUCCGAGGAGACUUCGGUCACUGCCAACUACACUCCCCGCACAUGUAGUGGUGACCUGGUCAUCAAGACUGGCGAGUGGCUAAAAGCCAAGGCAGCUGAGAGCCUUCUGGGCUAUAUGAAUACUCUGUUUGCCGACAAUACUGCCUCAUGGAAGCUCCGUGAGGCAGCUCUUUACAUUCUUAACGUCUUACUGCGGGACUUCGCCGAAGCAAACCAGGACUUCUCCAUGGAACUCACAAAUCAGUUCCACCAGUAUUCACACUAUGCAAUUCAGCAACAGGAUGAUCUUUUGCGUGCACGUGGCUAUCUUGUUGCCGGAUCCCUUACCAGUAUUGCAGGUGAAGGAUUCCAGGGACCCGCGACCUCGUAUUUGGAGGCGGCGCUGAAAGCUAUCGCCGACGACCCUUCAGAGCUCGUUCAAGUAUCUUGCAUCCGCGUUCUUCAGGAUAUUCUGCCAUCGCUACCCAAGGGUGUAUCGCAGCCCCUCCAAUCAACUGUCAUUGCCACCGUCUCAGAGUAUGUGUCUGCGCAUGAUUUGCGUGAGCAGGUUGAGGCCGACGACCUCAAGAUCACCCUGGCAGAGACACUCCGAGACACAAUCAUGAUAGAUACGACCGUGGUCCUGAAUUCAGUUGCCCUUGAUGUUCUCUUUAAUAUCGCCAGCAGCGGCGCAGAUAACUUCCAGCUGAUCAUGACAAUUACUGAAGCCUUUGAAGAUAUUGUGGAGGAGAUCACCGAGCAUGGGCCUGAAGCUUUCUUGCGCCUUUGUGAGAAGGUGCUUCCAUCCCUGAUGGGUGCUAUCGAUAUUGGGAAUAUUACGGAAGAAAACUCGCUGACUUGCUUUGCGGUCGACAUGAUCCGGGCUUUGGCUGAUCGCAGUCUCGAGCCAAUGCCUCCCGGAUUUGUGCAGACCAUUUUCCCCAAGCUAAACCGUCUGCUCCUCGACUCGACUGAAGCCGAACUGAUUCGGCCUGCCACGGAAGCUGUGCGACACAUGCUAGCCCACGACUUUACGCAGUUUGUGGAAUGGCGGGACCCGCUAUCGGGCAAAGAUGCCAUUGAAGUUGUCCUUGUCAUCAUUGACCGACUACUCGGGCCUGCUGUUGAUGACGAUGCUGCAACUGAAGUCGGCCAGCUGGCAGCAGAGCUUGUGGAGAAAGCUGGGCCUGAGCGCCUAGGUCCUUAUCUGCCCCAGCUUCUCCAGGCCGUGGCCCAACGACUCGCGACCGCCCAGCGGGCAGCCUUUAUUCAAAGCCUGAUUAUUGUAUUUGCGCGACUCACACUUAUCAGCGCGCGCGAAGUCGUUGACUUCCUUGCUCAGAUAAACCUCGGCGGCCAGAGUGGCCUGGUGGUGGUGCUGAGCAAAUGGCUCGAGAAUUCGGUCAACUUUGCCGGUUACGACGAAAUCAAACAGAAUAUCUUCGCACUGGCGCAGCUGUUCGAGUUGUCGGACCCACGACUCAACGAGGUUCCGGUCAAGGGCGACCUCAUCAUCCAGGAUACCGGUCGUAUCAAGACGCGGUCGCAGGCCCGUAAGAAUCCCGACCAAUUCACAACAGUCUCUGCACCAUUGAAGAUCGUCAAGGUGUUGGUGGAAGAACUGUCUGCAGCUUCGGGUAACAAGGAGAUCGAUGCAGCAAUUGCAGCUGGACUCGAUGCCGAUGAUGAUGAUGAUGAAGAUGAUGACUGGGAGGAUCUGCCUGGAUCAGUUCUCGAUCUCGGACUCGGCAUGACAAAACAGGCAUUGAUGAACUACGGAGAGGGAGGACAGGAGGGAGUGUUUGGAGUGCGAAAGCGAGAUGAUGAUACCCAAGCCUUCCUCGUUGACUUCUUCCGUCGUGCUUCUACUCAACCUGGAUUCCAGGAAGUGUAUGGAGCAUUGACAGCGGAUGAACAAGCCAAGCUCCAAACACUUGGCUAG